AUGGAACUCUCUUUGGACGAAAAAAAGGGUCCUUUAAUCCCUGAAUCACCCCAAGAGUUAGCGAUAAGCACCCUCAUCAAACCACAGGCUCGCGAGACUUACGAUGUGAAUGUCACAUUUGAGGAGUAUCAUUACUAUUCCAAGAAGACAAGGGAAGAGGAAGAGUAUCUAGAGCCUCCAGUGCUCAAUGUGCGACAGUUGUUCAAAGGGAAAAAAAGUGAAGAACCGAUUACAACACUGACACAGAAAGACUUUUCAACUCGAGAGCGAAGACUUGCGAUAACAGACGAGGAAUGGGCAAAUGCAACCCGUUCGCUUAGGUCUGCCUCAUGGGGUGCCUGUUUCUAUUUGAUUACAACUGAUAUUCUAGGCCCCUAUGGCUCGGGCUUUGCGAUGGGCACAUUGGGUUGGGGACCAGGUAUUGCAUUUUAUACUGUCUUUGGAUUCAUGGCUGGAUACUCUGGAUAUCUCAUCUGGCGCGUCUUUCUUGGCGUGGACAGCUACGAGUUCCCAGCCAAGAACUAUGGCGAUCUCGGAUUCAGGACGCUUGGUCGGUGGGGUCGCCAUUUUACAAAUGUCUGUCAGGCGAUUUCGCUACUCUUACUCGUGGGCCAGGUCACAAUCGAAUUUGGCCAAAAUAUCUCUCAGAUGUCGAAGUUCCGGCUGUGCUAUGUUGUUUGUCCAGUUAUAUUUGCUUGCGCUGGCUUCUUGAUUUCACAGAUCAGGACUCUCAAAGCGUAUGGCUGGGUUGCAAAUCUCGCAGUGUGGAUGAACCUCUUUGUCAUCUUCAUGACUAUGGGUGUUAUGUCUGUGUCUCCACCCAACUACAAAAUAUCCACACUUGGGUCUGCUGGCAGUGCGGUUGACAGAAAAACGAUCACACCGGACAGUGAUGGUAACUACCCGCCGAUCAUCCAUUACAGCAAUGUCCCUCAAAAUGGGCUUAUUGGUUCCGUUAAUGGUAUGCUUUCGGGUGUGUUGGCAUAUGCAGGUGCACAGCUGUUUGUUGAAUUCAUGGCCGAGAUGCGGCGACCUCGAGACUUCAUCAAGGCUAUGUGGGGAGCCCAAUUUUUUAUCUACAGCGUCUAUCUCACCCACGGCUGCGUCGUGUAUUAUCUUCAAGGACAGUACAGCUAUAGCCCGAGUUAUCAAGGCAUUAGCAUAUACGCAUGGCAGACUGUCGGGAACAUCCUUUCUUUGCUCUCCGCUCUCAUCUGCGCAGGCCUUUACGGAAACAUUGGAGUCAAGAUUGUCUACAACAAUAUAUUGAUGGAUAUCUUCAGUCUACCUCCUCUGACUACUCGAGUCGGAAAAAUCGUCUAUGCUUCUCUCGUCCCUGUUUGGUGGACGAUUGCAUUUAUUAUCGCCGCGGCCAUUCCAGAUUAUUUCGGCUUCGUGAGCAUAAUUUCUGCCUCCAUGCUUUUGAACCUGACAUUUACCAUGCCUCCGUUGUUUGCCCUUGCAUUUGACAUCCAGAAGAAUGCCAUUCGAACAGAAGUUGGUGAAGCGUUCAACCCAAUAACAGGAGAGGUGCUUCGGACCGAAACAACGACAGCAAGAUGGAUCCGCGGUUUCUGCUCUGGGGGCCCCUUUCAAGUCGCAAUCAAUAUUUGGCAUGUUGUUUUAUGCUUAGCGACACUCUCGAUGUGUGGGCUAGGUAUGUGGGCAGCCAUUGUUGGAAUGAUUGAUGCAUUCAAAAUCCCGCAACUUACCUCAUUCUCCUGUGUCUCGCCCCUCAAUCUGAAUGCUUAA
This is a messenger RNA of Penicillium vulpinum, 1752 nucleotides long. RefSeq names its product putative amino acid transporter. Lineage: Eukaryota; Fungi; Ascomycota; Eurotiomycetes; Eurotiales; Aspergillaceae. The transcript has 4 exons. Bases 1 to 1752 code for a protein of 583 amino acids. Gene Ontology annotation, molecular function: amino acid transmembrane transporter activity. The record is from RefSeq and is a predicted model, not a curated record. Gene Ontology annotation, biological process: amino acid transmembrane transport. Gene Ontology annotation, cellular component: vacuolar membrane.